CAGAUGCAGAGCUGUCGCCACACUCAGUGACAGGUCAUUCUUGUGAACCCGUGCGAACAUGGCACGUCUCUAGGACCAGACACCGCUGCCACCAUGCCCUGUAUGGGCCAUCAUCUCCCGCACCACACUUGAUGCCAUCACAGCAAGCGAACUACAAAUCCAACAGGCUGGAGUGCAUCUGGAGGAUGGGGAAUAUGAUGAGAGGUGUGUGUGCCCGGGACAAGAUCGACACUCAAAACCAUGUCAGCUCUCAAAAGAGUUCAGAAGACGUCAUGGUGGUGGUGCUCCAGGACUACCCGUCUCCUCAGAUCAGCGAGCCCAUCUACAGGAUGGGAGAGAAGCUCAGAGUCCUUGCACAGGGGGCUUAUUGGUGGAGAGUUUGCUCUGUCCAAACAGGGAAGGAGAACUACGUACCAAACAACCAUGUGGCAAAAGUCUUUCAUGGUUGGCUGUUCGAGGGGGUGGAGAGGCAAAAGGCGGAAGAGCUGCUGCUUCUUCCUGCGAACAGAGGGGGCUCAUUUCUGGUGCGGGAGAACACUAGGGAGAGAGGCACGUAUUCACUCUCUGUGAAGCACAGGAUCAUACAGCACUAUCGUAUCUUCAGACUGGAAAACAGCUGGUACUACAUCUCCCCCCGCCUAACUUUCCAGUGUCUUGAGGAUAUGAUCAACCACUACUCUGACUCAGCAGAUGGCCUCUGUUGUGCAUUAACCUCCCCCUGUCUGUCGGGCACGACCCCACAAGCAGACUGCGCUCCGCCUGUGGCCAUGCGACGCAACUUUGACUGGAAGAAAGUAGACAGGAGACAGCUGGUCAGCACAGACAGCUGCAGUGACAACGGGGUGAGCUAUGGUGUCAGAAACAGCAUCGCCGCCUACCUGUCCUUCUCUGAGAAUCAGCAACAUGCACAAACACGGGCAAAGAGCAGGAAGAAGAAAAGUAAAUCUGUCUAUGCUCUCCCUGACAACAGCUUCGCCAACAACGACUAUGACGAUGACUUAUAGAGGAAGCAGUGGAACGCCUUCCAGUGGAGGGCAGUAGGGAGAAUUCCCUUUCAGAAAUCUCUCAAAACUUUGUGAAGUAGAACUGGACAAUAGUGCAAUUGAAAUGUGAUGUGUAUUCUGCACACGAGCCGGAGGAGCAAACACCCUGCCAUUGUGAUUGUGCAAAGGAGACUUGAAAGCCAUGGGUGUGGUUCAUUAAUUUUACGAGGAUCAAUCGCUUAUAAACUAUCGCGCCUGUUCCAACCUGUGUUGUUGAUGAAUGUUGAAUGGUUUAAAGGCCAUAUUGUAACAAGUGCUUAAACUUGCGUUGAUGAUCUUGUUGCCUCUCUAAGAUAUAAAGCACAUGCAGAGCAACAACAGGAACAAG
Scophthalmus maximus (turbot) is the source of this 1371-nucleotide messenger RNA. It is a transcript of the gene sla1a, whose product is annotated as Src like adaptor 1a. The transcript is spliced from 8 exons. Lineage: Eukaryota; Metazoa; Chordata; Actinopteri; Pleuronectiformes; Scophthalmidae. Gene Ontology annotation, molecular function: protein binding. The record is from RefSeq and is a predicted model, not a curated record. The coding region runs from base 132 to 1004 and encodes 290 amino acids.